AUGGAAUCAUUUUUUCGGACAGAAGGAUAUUUUGAUGACUUCAAUUAUGGUGAAUUGACUUCUACAAAUCAGCAAAAUCUAGUCAAUACCCGCAGAUCAGGAACUAUCCUUAAGGAUGGUAAAUAUGUCUACCAGCUGAUGAUGAUUCCUACUGACGGAUUUCUCAUGGAUAACAAGCCGCUUCCACCUAAUGUGGAAAUGGCUUUGUCCUUUGCACGUCAGGAAGCAUUGUUUUCGACAAUCAAAAUCAAGGACGAGAACCCAGACAUUGAGGGUGUCUUUGAGCUAAAAGACUGCUUUGCAAAAGUGGAAUAUGUUUCGAGUAAAGAUUUGCGUGAUCACAUCUCAAACAGAAACACAAUCACCUACAAGUACGAUGAUCUCACAACCAAAAUAAGAUCUAUUCCUCAACAUGAUCGCCGCGUCCGAUUAGAAAAUCUUGUUGGAGGGAACACUCCACUUUAUCUUUUUGCAGGAAUAACAAAGACGCCAUUGCUGCUCGGAAGCAACUCUUCCGAGACUAUCUCUUUCCUACAAAACAAUGUGAAAACAUUUGAUAUUUUGCUCAAUGGGAAGUCUUGUCAUGGAUAUCCUAUGGUAAAUAUCGAGUUCUUUUAUCCUAUCUAA
Oikopleura dioica is the source of this 627-nucleotide messenger RNA. The record is from the annotation of a GenBank genome assembly. NCBI's taxonomy places the organism in Eukaryota, Metazoa, Chordata, Appendicularia, Copelata, Oikopleuridae.